UGGUUUAAAACCGGCACUACAAUCGAUUUCGGAAAGACCCGGACCUGGUCCGCGACGUCAUCAGCGCGCUCGGUUGUUCGAACUCGUCAUCAUUUUACAGUGUACAGCAGGGGGCGCGCACUGUUCAGCACUGUCUGCCGGCUGUGUGUUUCCGGCGGAAGGGGACACUUUGGGGUUCGACGGUGGAGGCCUGCGUACUCAGUCGGGCUCGCGGUUCGGCAAACGUCAUCGUGCACGAACGCCGUUUUCUCGCUCCGCCACCGGAGCCGCCACACAUGAAGGCAGCACAUUACACUAUACUGCGGCGCUGCCUGGCUGACCGGACAAAGCUUCGGCCAUUAUUAGUACGUGCGUGACUGUGACAGCGAGCGUAGGUCGGCUGUCGUCGUAACGGAGGUGCACCGGAGUGUGGUCGAUUUUCCGAUCCGCAAUCGCAACGCCAGAGUGCGAAAACCACGUACGUAUUCGUACGAUGGGAAGAGAAUUGAUUAUUCAUUCGAGCCCAACUUCGAUCGCGUUUGUGUCAGUCAGUGUGUAGCCGAUUGAUUUUUCAAUAGUUGCAUCUGUCGUGUUAAUAACAAGCUUUAUGAGUGAUAGUGUGUAAAAGCGGCCACUACGAGCUGUGCAGUGCAACGUAUGUACGUUCUCAGUGUAUGCGAUGGUGUAUUAAUAAUAUAGUGUAGUUAAUUUAACAUGCACUUCUCAAGCUGCUAAAUCAGCAAAAGUACGAAAGGCUGCGUUCAUCAUCCAAUAGAAAUUCGUUCACCUGCGGUAAAGGACGUUUCGUGUCAUCGAUCCAACGACUCCCUGCCAACCGGCUAUGCUGGAUGCAGAAGUUUACAAACCCUGCGGUAACCAAAAAUGCUACCGGGCAUAACUAACCAACACGCUGAGCUAAUUGCAGCACUACCAGCGAACGUGUGUUGUUGCCGCUCCAGCCUCAGCACCAACCCGAUCGCACCCUGUCGUAUGUCCCUGGCACCUUAUUCGUGUCGUGGUGGUGUAACACGGUUGUUUCCAAGCGUUCCGAAGCGAUGCUUCACGGUUUAAUCCAAGCGCACCUACUGUGUCUCCGUUUGUGUUGCCAGCGUUGCACAAUAGCAUCGAGGUGCGGACAUUAUGCUAGAUUGCAACCGAGAACGACGCUCUACUAGCAGCUAUGCGAACGUGCUUAACGUGGUGUUGCAGAUUGCCACACUUCACCUGAACGUUGUCCUUGCGCUUUAGCUUCUCCUGGGUGCGUCGUCUGCAUGAAUGGAUUAUUCAAACCGUGAAGAUUUCUUUUCAAGUGACUUUUAGUCUGACGUUCGCGCAUUGAAAUUUUCUAUCAAACUUAAAGUUGAAGUUGAAGAUACAUACAGUGAAUGAGAAGGCACAACUCGGCAUAAACCAUUUUCGCGUGCAUCGGAAUCACGAACGAGGACAGCAAGUACGGUUCCGACUAUCCUUUGUUGGUGCAGCCCGCAGGAAGUCCUGGCUCGGUUGCUGAAACCCUCUUGGCAAGCUCCGACCGCCGAGUGGAUAACAUUAUAUAAUGAGAGGUCGACGAAUUCCGAUUGCACUACCAAACACUGGCGCACUGUCCCGUAGAAGACACACGCUGUACAUCCGUUCCGCCAUAAUUAUAUUCAUUCUGUUCGCGUUCCUGCAGUUCCAUGUGAUAAACUAUGACUCCUCCGACAGUGGAUCCAGCGAUAAUGCCAACUAUUCCACGGCAGCGAUCCUGCAGAUGGUGCCGCCGGUAUUUCAUAAGUAUUUGACCGGAAAACCUCGCAACUCUACGCACGGUCAAAAUGGUACACACUAUGCUGGCGAUGGGCCCAGGACGGCCAACAUUAGCGACAUCAUGCGCAUGAUAAAUCGCUACAACGACCUCCAGACUGUUCUCAACGAGGACAUCUACGGUCCAUUACAAAAUGAUUCUGUGAUAAUAGUAGUGCAGGUACACAAAAGAAUAACAUACUUGCGGCACUUAAUCGUAAGUUUGGCCCAAGCGAGGGGCAUUUCACGCACUUUGCUCGUCUUCUCGCACGACUACUACGACGAUGACAUCAACGAUCUGGUGCAGAGCAUCGACUUUUGUAAAGUAAUACAGAUAUUCUAUCCCUUCUCAAUACAAACACAUCCGACCGAGUUUCCCGGAGCGGAUCCCGGCGACUGCCCGAGGGAUAUUAAAAAAGAACAGGCGCUGCUGCGAAAGUGCAACAAUGCACUCCAUCCCGACCUGUACGGACACUACCGGGAGGCAAAGUUCACCCAAACCAAACACCACUGGUGGUGGAAGGCGAAUCGAGUGUUUGACCAGCUGGAAGUCACCAAGUACCAUACGGGUAUGAUGGUGUUUCUGGAGGAGGACCACUACGUUGCCGAGGACUUCCUAUACAUUCUUGAACUUAUGUUCCGAAAAUCGCAGGACCUGUGUCCGAAGUGCAACAUCCUAUCCCUAGGCACAUAUCUGAAAACAUUCAACUACUACACAUACAACAAGAAGCGUACACAGCCCUAUCGAGGUGGCUGGUACCCGGGCAAUGCAGCUAAGGUGGGCACUGUGCGAGAGGGGCUGCAGGCUUCUGCUGCAUUGCGCGAGCAAGGAUCUUUCGGGUCGUUUGCGGGAUCGUACAGUACGCUAAGCAGAAGUCAGUUAAAAGACGCCGCACGCCGCAUUCGGGCAACGGUUGAUGUCAGCACGUUGCUCGAUCAGAACCAAAAGACCCUCCGCCGCUCGCCGCCAGAUCUGCCCGCUUGGUACGAUCGGCCGCAGGUCGCACUGAUUGGACAGUCAGCAGCACACGUCAACGACAUUUCUAUCAAUGCUAAACGUAACGGUUUUCUGAAUCAUCCUUCCAAUUCACCGUCACGCCAACACAACAACAACAAUCCCUGGCAACAAUGGCGUCCGCUGCAGCAUCAGCAGCAACAGAAGCUGCUGCAACAGCAGCGGCAACUGCAGCAACAGCAGCAGCUCAUGCUUCAGAAACAACGCCAGCAGCAGCAACACCAGCAACAGCAGCAGCAACAGCAGCAGCAGCAAGAUCAACUAUCACAACAACAAUCGCUUCAGACCCAGGUCACUACUGAAAAGUAUGCGUCUCAAUCGCAGUGGGGAUACCAGGUGCUACCAACCCUGUACUCGAUCUAUCAGAAGGUUGAAGUAACGCCCUGGAUCAGCAGCAAGCACAACAUGGGCAUGGCAUUCAACCGUACCACGUGGUAUGAGAUAGUACGCUGUGCGCGGCACUUUUGCGAGUACGACGACUACAACUGGGACUGGUCAUUGCAGCACGUGUCACAGCAAUGCCUCAAGCAGAAGCUGCACGUGAUGGUGGUGAAAGGACCGCGUGUCUUUCACAUUGGCGAAUGUGGCGUGCAUCAUAAAAAGAGCAACUGUGAAUCGAACCAGGUGAUCUCGAAAGUGCAACAGGUGCUGAAGGUAGCACGGGGCGCUCAGCAACUAUUUCCCCGCUCGAUUUCGCUCACGCAGACGAGCGUCAUAAAGAAGACCAAGCUGCGCAAGGGCAACGGUGGCUGGGGCGAUCAGCGCGAUCAUCAGCUGUGCUUCAACAUGACCCUCGUUGGGCGGUAAUGGUCCAGAGUGGCAGCAGCUCCGCCCUCCGAAGCGCCUAGUUCCCGGAGUAACACGCACAUUCCUUGCUGUCCUUUGGGGCAAUACUGGCGAGACACGCAAUGCAACACUACAACGACGGUGGGAAGAAUCGAAGAAUCGUUAAGCAAGGGAGGAAGUAGCAGCACUUACGUUGUAAGUAAGUAGUGCGCAAACCAUUGCAAACCGAAUGAUGGACCGGAAUGAGGCAAGACCAAAGUUACGUUUUAGGUUCGCGUUUGUUUUAGCGUAUCGUUUCAACUAGCCAAUUGUUCGAAUUAUUCACCUUUUGUUGCUACACAUAGUAAGACAAUGUGCAAUGGUAAUGUGGUAGAUUUUAUGAAACGUUACCAAAAAAGGCCAACUGAAGGUAGUAUUAGGGGGUAGGUUUAGAUUACGAUUAAGUAAAAAAAAAGAAAGAAAAAGACAGAACCUAAGACUUGCAAGAGCUAAAGUAAAGCUCUCACGUGCUGCUGUUGACGCGAUGUUUCUUGUUAAAAAGUGUUAUUUUAUUUUACCUUCUUCUUGUUUUGCCCACGUUUGUGUACGAUUGUUAUUGAGUUUGUAGGAAAGCAUUUUACCUAAGUAUGCAAUCACACAAAAGGUUGCGCGAGUAAACUGACAAAUGGUCUCAAUAGGCUCGAAUAGAUGCAUCUCAACCCAACCGAUGCCGCACUAGUCCUGGAUGUUAGUGUCCUACUUGAUUUACUAGUUGGCCGCAGCUUUCCGGUAGCAACAAUAAUUUUAUAUAAAAAUCAAUUAGACGAUGAGUUUGAUUUGUGUUGAGCAACAGUAGUGGCGCAAAUGAUACAUCCAACAGAUUCGAAUGUUACGGUUACUGUACACUUAACGUCUGCAGAUAAUGUUAAUUGUUAGCAUUGUCCCGCUGUCCCUGUUUUUGGCGAUAGAACGAUACGUGUAAUGUUAGGUGUAUUUGGUACGGAAUACAAUAAACUUUAAAGUGGACGGCACAGAAGUAUAAAUAAAUAGAACGAAUGUAAAUACA
Messenger RNA from Anopheles gambiae (African malaria mosquito), 4607 nucleotides. RefSeq names its product alpha-1,6-mannosyl-glycoprotein 2-beta-N-acetylglucosaminyltransferase (gene Mgat2). The record is from RefSeq and is a predicted model, not a curated record. Gene Ontology annotation, molecular function: alpha-1,6-mannosylglycoprotein 2-beta-N-acetylglucosaminyltransferase activity. The transcript has 13 exons. NCBI's taxonomy places the organism in Eukaryota, Metazoa, Arthropoda, Insecta, Diptera, Culicidae. Gene Ontology annotation, cellular component: Golgi membrane; Golgi stack. Bases 1535 to 3583 code for a protein of 682 amino acids. Gene Ontology annotation, biological process: oligosaccharide biosynthetic process; protein N-linked glycosylation.